This is a messenger RNA of Suillus fuscotomentosus, 473 nucleotides long. RefSeq lists its product as uncharacterized. Lineage: Eukaryota; Fungi; Basidiomycota; Agaricomycetes; Boletales; Suillaceae. The record is from RefSeq and is a predicted model, not a curated record. The coding region runs from base 194 to 430 and encodes 78 amino acids. The transcript has a single exon.
UUUACCUAAAACCACGGUGCUUCAAAGUUACAAUCCAUAUAAUCACUGAUCAGGCGAGUCGCAAAACGGAAGUCUUUUCUCUUCUCUCUCACCAAUUAUUUGUCGUUAGGCCGCGACCAGGAUCCGAUUCAGCGUCCUCCUGUUACUUCCCACCGUGCAUCCAUGACCUCCAAGUUUCCAGAUUACGAUUGGCAUGUCCAAGCAAGCAAUUCUUGCUGUCCCGCUUGUUAUGCCGCUGUUGAUGUUCCAGUGGAACAUAUGUCCGUCUAGAGUGGUCCGCCUAGCAUGCGGGCAAUCCAUACUUCUGUUGCAGUUGUGCACUCCCAAUUCAAAAGGUUCCGCGCAUAAUGUGAAUCCGCGUUUGGCGUAUUUCACCAGCGCUUCGGCAGUGCGUGGUUUGUCUUGUCUUCCAUGUAGAGUCGUGGAUUAAUGAAUCCCUUUCUGCUGCACGGCGUCCAUUUGGGAUACUGCAC